AUUUGACAUUGACGUUUCAGGGACGGGCGACGUUAACGUUACAACACAAGUCACAACACAUUUUUAUUUGCGAUUAAAGCGUUUGAAUUUCAAGAUAAAGCUAUCAUAAAAGCUUGAAGUAACCGGUGGUCUGCUUAACAUUUACAUUAGCAGAUGUUUUUAUGUACAUAGAGUAGUAAAUACAGCAUAAAAUGGCUGGUCAGGGACAUCAGUUCCCUGGGAACUUCCAGGGCAACGCGGGACCCAUGAGAACUGGAUUUGGAGGUGGGCCUAUGGGCGGCCAGAUGCAACCAAUGCCCAACCAAUUAUCCGGUGUCAUGGGUGGCCCUAUGGGUAACCCUGGUAUGGUGGGGAUGGGCAAUCAGAUGGUACCACCUUAUGGGGCAGCUAUGCAGGGUCAGAUGGGAAAUAUGGGAAUGGGCGGCCAGGGAAUGGGAGUAGGUGUGGGUGCUGGUCCAGGAGGACUUGGUCCCCAAGCAGUGCAACAGCCAGGAGUGAUGCAAGGACCUGGAGCGGUGCAGGCGGCGGCAGCUGCGCCCCCCUCCGCGCCCGUGUCCCACCCGCCACAGAACAAGGAGUUCAACACUGCGUCCUUGUGCAAAUUCGGUCAAGAGACAGUACAGGACAUAGUGAGCCGCACGCAGGACGUGUUCCAGACGCUGAAGACUCUCCAGCCGCCCAACGGCACGCCGCACGGCGAGAGCUCCAGCAACGACAAGAAGGCGAAGGUGCAGGAGCAGCUGCGCACCAUCCGCCUGCUUUUCAAGCGACUGCGACUUAUAUACGAGAAGUGCAACGAGACUUGCCAGGGUAUGGAGUACACACACAUGGAGAGUCUAAUUCCUCUCAAAGACGAGGCAGACAACAAAGCAUUGGACGAACGACGAAACACAGAGUCUUAUAGACUAGCGUUGGAAGAGAAUCGGGAGUUGACAGAACAGGUGGUAUUGAAAAACAAGCAGCUAAAGGAAGUGAUCACGAAUCUCAGGACUAUUAUAUGGGAGAUUAACGUCAUGUUGACCAUGAGGAGGUCAUAACAAAUAGUGACAACAGUGAUGUGUGAUGUGCUUGUUAUAGGGAUAAUCCUGUUUUUAGUGUUAAAUUAAUUAGACUAAAAUGUCAGUCAGA
This is a messenger RNA of Bicyclus anynana (squinting bush brown), 1128 nucleotides long. It is a transcript of the gene MED30, whose product is annotated as mediator of RNA polymerase II transcription subunit 30. Gene Ontology annotation, cellular component: mediator complex. Gene Ontology annotation, molecular function: transcription coregulator activity. The record is from RefSeq and is a predicted model, not a curated record. The transcript is spliced from 8 exons. Bases 192 to 1037 code for a protein of 281 amino acids. Lineage: Eukaryota; Metazoa; Arthropoda; Insecta; Lepidoptera; Nymphalidae. Gene Ontology annotation, biological process: positive regulation of DNA-templated transcription.